Molecule: messenger RNA, 1146 nt
Organism: Sphenostylis stenocarpa
Lineage: Eukaryota; Viridiplantae; Streptophyta; Magnoliopsida; Fabales; Fabaceae
Source: the annotation of a GenBank genome assembly
AUGCCGUUUCCGUGGAAGAAGAACCGCGUCCCUCGAAUCUCCCAAAUCGUCGCCGAUCUCCAAUCGCCAAAACGCGGCGGCUCCCUCGUCGUCGAGACCGGCUUUCCCACCUCCCUCAUCGACCUCUUCGUCAAAAACCGAAGCCGUUUUAGAAAACACCGCUCCAGAAAACCGCCUCCGCCCGACGUUCCUGAUCCUCCCCCGCCACCUCCCUCUCCGGCCACCUCUCCACCGCCGCCGCACCCCGAACCUCGUGUCCCAAACCCUCAAAUUGAACAAAACGACAUCGUCUCGGUUCCGGAUCAGGUCGCGGAGUGUUCUGUGAACGUCGUUUUGGUUGUGAGGAUUCUGAUGGUAUUAAUUGUGGUAGCGAGCGUGAAGAGGCUCACGGUCGGAAUCACCGUGUCGACGUUCGCGCUUCUGCUUCUCGAAUACGCGGGGCGACGCGUCGUUUCGUGCUCCGCCGUGGAAUCGUGGUUCCAGAAAGUUCGGGUUCUGAAGAAGGAGCGUGUUCGGGGGAGUGAAUUCAUUGAAAUUCCUCGAUUGAGCUUUUCUGAGGAUUUUUCAAUUGAUGAAAUCGAGGUUGUGAGCGAUGUGGGGAUUUGUUGUGAAAUGCGUUCUAUCAGUGGUCACGUGGAAUCAGAAAUGAUUGAGGAGUGUUCCUCACAUGUUCUUGAAGUUUCUGAAUGCAAGAUUAAAGGUAGUAGAAGUGGUAGGUUUGGGUCGAAGAUGGUGAAAAAGCUUGUGCCUAAGAAGUUUCGUGGCUCUAAGAAAGAGAAAAAGGAUAAAAUGAAUAAAGAGGUUGAGGAUGAGUCAGGUAGUGAAGUUUCGAGCGCUGUGGGAGAAGAUAAGCUACCUAUAUUAGAAAUUGAAGAGGAGAAUAAGAACACGGAUAAGUCAAGUAAGACUGAACAAGAUGAGGUUGAGUGUGGAAUCAUCUGUUCGUACAAUGAGAAGAGAGUAGCGAGGGUUGGGAAUUCAGGUUCUUCCAUGGUUCUAGUUAUGAUUGCCCUUGUUGGGCUUCUUCUGGGUCGUUUCCCAGCUUUGGUACUUUCAAUGGCAUGGUGCUGCAUGAUCAAGAUGGUAAGAACAUUAUGGAGAUCACGCAAUGUGCCUCUGAACAAGUGUUCUGUUUCAAACUCUUGA